AUGGUGGAUAGCCAUGGGCAUCAUGGACUCUCCUGUGGCAGAAGCGCCGGCCGCAUACCCCGACAUGCCGGCAUCAACGAUAUCAUCCGAAGGGCCUUUGUGAGUGUCCAAGUCCCAGCCAUCCUUGAGCCAGUCGGUCUGGCGAGGGACGAUGGCAAGAGGCCCGACGCGAAGAGGAGAGGCAGCAACUACUCGACGAAGGCGCGUCGGCGGCCCGCGAACGAGAGGCCGCACGCGCAAGCGCUGAGAGGGCGAUGGGCGCCGACGCGGCGCGCCCUCCUCACCUCCUCCGGACCCGCUGGCGUAACGGAAGGGCUUAGCGUCGCCGGCGCGCAACCGAUGGGCGCGGCGACAGCUAACAGCACGCUCAGGUAUGGAUUAACCGUAGAGACACCGAGGUCACCGUCCUACGACACGACAUUGCUAUGGCGAAGGGAUUUAGCCAAGCGGUUACGGCGUCGUUCCAGACCCACGCCGAUCCCAGCUAGACAUCCCAAGGCUGCCGUCAUAGACAGAACUACCGAGAAACGAAAGUCGCUGCAGGAAACUACCAAGGAGGUAAAUAAACCAAUUAUUAAAGCUCAGUCCGUCAGAUCACAUGCGAGCAGUCGCACUGUGAUAGAAGCGCAGCUGUCUCAGGCGGAGCUCGAGGCCAGCGAACGGCUAGCGGAGAUAUCCCGGAGGGAGUUGCAGCUAGAAGCGGACAUGGUACGUAAACGGCUAGACGCCAGAAAACUGCAGAUCCGCGCUAAUGCGGAUAGCGCAGACGAGCACGAAUCUGCUGGUAGCGUGCGGAAUUCGAAUCAAGAUCGAUUAGACGAAUGGCUAGAGAACUCGCGAGACGCGACGUCAAAACCCAUUUGUAAGAGGUUAACCGACGAACCUCUAUCCAAGUACGAGACUCCGAGACGACCUGCGCAGGCGGAGCGGCAUAUUCGAGGCCUCUCACCGGACCGCCAGCGACGCAGGCGAUCGACGACGCCGCCGGCGCGUCGCGAGCGAUCGACGUCGCCACAGCUGGACGCGCGUACUCCGCACACGGCGCACACGCGCGCCACCGAAGGUACUGUAGCAGAGUCCAUGCUGCACCUGUUCGAGAGGAUGCAGAUGGGGGCCCGUCCAGCCCCGAAGGAUAUAUUCGAGCUGCCGCAUUUCUACGGAGACGUCAGCGAGUGGAGAAGUUUCUACAAUACCUACGCAGAGACAUCGAAGCGGUAUAAGUUUACUGACUACGAGAACGUGGCGCGGCUCAGGAUGGCUUUACGCGGGGACGCAAAGACGUGUGUGUCUCACGUGUUAUCGACAGCCACCAGACCCGAUAUGAUCGUGAGAAUACUGAAAAAGCAGUUUGGACGCAGCGAGGUACUACCCGUAACCGUAUCAGGUCCAAAGGGAACGGCGCAUAUCUUCGCUUUCCUUGACGAUGGAUCCACCUUGUCAAUGAUCGACCAGGACGUCGCGGACGAGAUCGGCGCGGUCGGUCAAGACGAGCCGCUAUGCAUAAGAGGUAUUCAGCGGUUGAAACUUAGCUCAGUGACACAGACGGUCAAGGCUAAAGUAAGCCCCGCUCGUGGCGGCUUGACAUACGAUAUAUCUCUAAAAACGGUAGACGGACUAGGGAUACGCUCGCAGUCAUUAAAUAAGAAGCGUCUAUUGGAAUACGAACAUCUGGCGGACUUGGGCGACGAGUGCUACACGGGCAUGGGCGUGCCGCAGAUGUUAAUAGGCGGAGACUUCAGUCAUCUUAUAAACCCGACGGAGGUGAGGCAGGGCGGCGAGGACGAGCCGUGCGCAGUUAAAACCUCGUUAGGAUGGGUUUUCUUCGGGCGAAUGCCGAGGUAUGUACCAAAUAACGAGCAGGUCGUGAUGCACUGCCACAGUGACGACAGUGAUCUCGUGGAGCAGGUCAAGAAACACUGGGCAGUCGAGGCGCUUGGCAUAACGGCAAAGGACAACAUUCGACCCGACGACCAGCGAGCGAUCGAUACAUUCGAACGAACAGUAAAAAAGGUAGGACAGAGAUACGAAGUCGGCCAACUAUGGGCUGCCGACGACAUAAAGCUGCCACCGAGUUUCAACAUGGCGAAGGCGAGAUUACGCAAUCUAGAAGCCCGCAUGUCGAGAGAUCCUGACUUCGCCAACGAGUAUCAAGCACAGAUACACAAGCUUCUGGAAAAGGGGUACGCAGAGCGCAUCAUGGAACCACCGCAGUCAGAUCGGAUGUGGUUUCUGCCCCAUUUCAGCGUCUACAAUUUAAAUAAAGGAAAGUAUCGCGCUGUAUUCGAUUGCGCCGCGAAAAGUCAGGGAUGUGCAUUGAACGAUUUCAUCCUCGCGGGACCGGAUUUACUACAGAGCCUGCUGGGGAUACUACUUCGAUUCCAUGAGUGGGAAUUCGCCGUCACCGCGGACAUACAGGAAAUGUUCCUUCAAAUACAGCUGCGAAGAGAGGAUCGGCAUAGUCAGCUCUUCAUCUGGAGGGGAUCGCGGCGUGACGUGACACCGUGGACGUACCAGCUAAACCGGGUAUGUUUCGGUAACAUCUCUUCUCCUUUUCUCGCACACUCGGUGCGGAAUAGGAAUGCGACGGACAACAAGGAUCGCUAUCCGGACGCGGUCUACGAUAUCCAUAAUAAUCACUACAUGGACGAUUAUGUGGCAUCAUAUGAGACAGAACGGGAACUCAUAUCAACAGCGACACAGGUGAGACUAGCACACGCGGAGGCUAGCUUUCGGCUGCGCAGCUACGCUAGCAACAGCGAGUUGUUAAUGCGAAACAUCGAUCCGGAGGAGCGAGCGACGGGACCUUCUCAUCUCGGAGAAAAGCAACAGACCGUCCUCGGAAUGACGUGGGACCCAGAGACGGAUACGCUGGGGUACAACACGAAAAUGCUACGAGUGCCAGACGACGUGAAAAGGUACGAGCGAUCGCCCACUAAAAGGGAACUUUUGAGUGCCGUAAUGUCAGUUUACGACCCAUUAGGCCUCAUAGCGCAGUAUAUGAUAAGCGCUAAGAUCAUAUUCCAACGUGUGUGGACAAAGGGCACGGACUGGGACGAGCGGCUGCCGGCGGAGGAAGCGGAGGACUUUUUCCGGUGGCUGAGGGCACUGAGCGACGUGUCCGCGCUGCGAAUACCCCGACGAUACGCCACGCCCACCGGUGCAGUUAGAAGAGAACUGCAUAUUUUCAGUGAUGCAUCGACCGAGGCCUACAGCGCGGCGGCCUAUUGGCGAGUAUCGAACGACGAGGAGGAAACGCAAGUGAGCUUAGCUAUAGCGAAAAGCCGAGUUUGCCCGCUAAAGGUAAUGACAGUUCCCAGGCUCGAAUUAACCGCAGCAGUCGUCGGCGUGCGGCUGGCGGAGACAAUUUUACGCGAGCAGCGUUAUCCUGUGACAAAGGUGACGUAUUGGACAGAUUCCAUGGUUGUUCUCGGAUGGGUUCGCGAUGACGCGCGAAACUAUCGUCCGUACGUGUCACACCGACUUGCGGAGAUCGCCGAGAAAACAGAUAGAGACGCGUGGAGGUAUGUACCAACCGCUCAGAACCCCGCAGAUCGAGCGACGAGAUGUCAACCAGCGCAGAGCGUGCGCAUCGAGGACGAGUGGUACGAAGGACCGCGCUUUCUCUAUGGACCCGAGACAUCAUGGCCUAGUCACACAUCGAAUCGAACAGACGACCUGCCUGAGAGGAAGGCGAGGCCGUCAACCGCGACAUCACUGGCGAUCAUCUCAGCGAAGCCAGACCCUUCGAGCGUACUGCCAGACGUGAGACGGUUUAGCAGUUACGACAGACUGUUGAACGCGACAGCGAACGUCUUGCUAUUCAUCGAGAAAAUGAGAACGAAGAAUAAAGCCUUGCAGCUACAAGUCAGACAUUUGAAAAAGGCAGAACACAUGUGGUUGCAAUACAGUCAACGACGAAGCUUUCCCGAAGAGCUUCGAGCCUUAAGCCAGAAUAGGCUCAUCGAUCGCAAAUCGCGAUUAUACGACCUGGCACCCGAGCUAGGCGAUGACGGCGUGUUACGCAUGAAGACGAGGCUGGGCAGCGCUCCAGUAUUGUACACCGCGCUACAACCGAUAAUACUGGAUGGCCGCGAGCCGUUCACCCGUCUACUCAUCCUGCGAGCUCACCGACGAUCAGCGCACAUUCACAACGAAGCAGUAAUCAACGAACUGCGACAAGAAUAUUGGAUACUACAUCUGCGGCCGACCGUGAAGUCUGUAGCUCGAAACUGCGCGCUAUGCACACUACGACGAGCAACACCGAGAGCGCAGCCCUUAGGCGAUCUCCCGCCCGAGCGACUACAGGCGUAUCAACGUCCCUUCACUCACACCGCACAAGACUACAUGGGACCGAUGUUCGUCACGAUCGGACGGCGCAGAGAAAAACGCUGGGUGUGUCUAUACACGUGCCUAGUGACGCGCGCUAUUCACCUUGAGAGCGUGCACAGUCUUUCAACCGACAGCGCGCUACUAUCACUACGAAGAUUCGCCGCGAGAAGAGGAUGGCCCAGGACGAUGUACAGCGAUAACGCGACGUGCUUCAGGGCGGCGGCGACGGAACUACGUGAGGCGUACCGGCAAUGGCUGCCUGUACUGCAAACUUACGCCACUCAGAACCGAAUGGAGUGGAAAUUCAUCCCACCUGGCAAUCCUUCGGCCGGGGGCGCGUGGGAGCGAAUGAUAAGGACAGUUAAGAUAGCGAUGUCCUACACUUUCAACGAACGAGCACCGAAACCCGAAGUUUUCGAAACUCUACUCGCCGAGAUAGAGAAUAUCGUCAACCGACGACCACUUACACAUGUCAACGUCGAUCCAGACUCCGAAGAAAGUUUGACUCCAGCACACUUUCUACUUCUUCAUAACGCUAACCUACCGAUGAUUGGCGUUUACGACGAGAACGAAAAGAAGCAAUGGAAGAUGGCCCAAGCGCUUGCCGACCACUUUUGGCGGCGCUGGACCAAAGAGUACUUUCCUCUACUGGCACCGAGGAAGUCGUCCCACGACGGAGGGCGGCAACUUCAACCAGGCGAUGUGGUCAUCGUCGCUGAACCCAAUGGUCCACGCAGCGUGUGGCCCCGAGGCGUCGUCGAGACUACCUACCCGGGACCCGAUGGACGGGUCCGCUCCGCUGACAUCAGAACGAGACACGGGACGCUACGCAGGCCCAGCUGCAGGCUGGCGGUCAUCGCGUCGCAACCCAUGCACCAGGAGUCUUCGACUGCGGGGACAAAAUGUUAG
Molecule: messenger RNA, 5238 nt
Organism: Leguminivora glycinivorella
Lineage: Eukaryota; Metazoa; Arthropoda; Insecta; Lepidoptera; Tortricidae
Exons: 4
Coding region: 1-5238 (1745 amino acids)
Biological process (GO): DNA integration
Molecular function (GO): nucleic acid binding
Source: RefSeq, a predicted model, not a curated record